GGCGCGUCGGUUCAUUCUGGUUCUGCUCAGACUGAGCAGUUACAGUCAGUCAAGCGCAGGUGUAAGUACAGUAACAACAGCUAGGACGUUAAACCCGAUAUUUAACUGUGUGUUUAUUGCGUUUGGCCAUGUUGUCGACGGCGAACACGGUCAUGCGGCGCUUCUCCACUAGCUCUAUUAACUGCCAAAAUAAGCUAAAGCUUGCUCUGAUUGGCCAGAGCCUGUUUGGACAGGAAGUGUACACAAACCUUCGCAAGCAAGGCCAUAAGGUUGUGGGUGUGUUUACAGUUCCUGAUAAGGAUGGAAAGGCAGACCCUCUGGCGGCAGUGGCGGAGAAGGACGGGACGCCCGUGUUUAAGUUCCCACGCUGGCGGGUGAAGGGGGAGCCCAUCCCAGAGGUGGUGGAGGCGUACAAGUCUGUGGGCGCUGAGCUGAACGUUAUGCCCUUCUGCUCCCAGUUUAUACCUAUGAAUGUGAUUGACUUUCCCAAAUAUGGCUCGAUCAUUUACCACCCAUCCAUCCUGCCCAGACACAGAGGGGCCUCCUCCAUCAACUGGACACUAAUUGAGGGUGAUAAGAAAGCAGGAUUUAGUAUCUUCUGGGCUGAUGAUGGUUUGGACACCGGACCCAUCCUCCUGCAACGGGAAUGUGCAGUAGAUCCCAACGAUACUGUGGACACCCUUUAUAACCGCUUCCUGUUUCCAGAGGGCAUUAAGGCCAUGGUUGAGGCAGUACAGCUAAUUGCGGACGGCACAGCUCCUAAGAUCCCUCAGUCUGAAGAGGGAGCAAGUUAUGAGGGCAUCCAGAAGAAAUCCAAUGCCAAGGUCAAUAUGACCCAGUCAGCACAGGCCAUCCAUAACUGGAUCCGAGGACAUGAUAAAGUUCCAGGUGCUUGGGUCAAUAUCGAUGGAAAGCCUGUAACAUUGUACAGCUCAUCAAUGUUAAGCGGGUCAGUGGCAGAUGGUCAGGCAGUAGAGGUGGAGGGGGCAUCCCAACCUGGACUCAUCACCAAAUCAGGGCUUGUUCUUUUCGGGUCUGAUGGAAAAGCGCUCCAGGUAAAGAAUCUGCAGUUUGAGGAUGGAAAGAUGAUUCCUGCAUCCAAAUACUUCUCCUCAGAGGAGACCACCAGCUUGGAGCUCACAGAUGAAGAGAAGAAGAUGGCUGAGGAGAUCAAGGCGAUCUGGAAAGGCAUUCUGAGCAACGUUCCAAGUAUUGAAGAAACAACAGAUUUCUUUAAGUCAGGAGCUGGGUCAAUGGAUGUGGUCAGGUUGGUGGAGGAGGUGAAGCAGAAAUGUGGGGGUGUUCAGCUUCAGACCGAAGAUGUUUACAUGGCCACUACCUUUGAGAGCUUCAUCCAGAAGUUUGUACGAUGCCUGCGUGGAGAGGACCAGGAGGAGGAGCUUGUCAUUGACUACGUGACGAAAGAUGUAAACAACAUGACAUUGAGGAUGCCCUACCAGUGUUUCAUCAAUGGCAGGUUUGAAGAUGCAGAAGAUGGAAAGACGUACAACACAGUCAACCCCACAGACGGCUCAGUGAUCUGUAAGGUAUCAUAUUCUUCAGUGGCUGAUGUAGACAGAGCGGUUAGCGCAGCAAAAGAAGCCUUUGAAGAUGGCCCCUGGGGCAAAAUGAACCCUCGAGACCGGGGCAGGCUGCUUUAUCGUCUGGCUGACCUGAUGGAGGAACACCAAGAGGAACUGGCAACCAUCGAGGCAAUUGACUCUGGUGCCGUUUACACGCUGGCUUUGAAAACACACGUUGGCAUGUCCAUACAAACCUUCAGAUACUUCGCCGGCUGGUGCGACAAGAUUCAGGGCUCGACGAUACCCAUCAAUCAGGCCAGACCCAACCGCAAUCUCACCUUCACUAAGAAAGAACCUUUGGGCGUUUGCGCCAUAGUGAUCCCGUGGAAUUACCCACUGAUGAUGUUGGCGUGGAAAAGCGCAGCCUGUUUGGCAGCUGGAAAUACACUCGUCCUGAAACCUGCACAGGUAACUCCUCUAACAGCAUUAAAGUUUGCUGAACUGACAGUAAAAGCUGGCAUCCCAAAGGGAGUUAUCAACAUUAUACCAGGAUCAGGUGGUCUGGUUGGACAGAGGAUGUCCGAUCAUCCUGAUAUACGUAAGCUUGGUUUUACUGGCUCCACUCCCAUUGGCAAACAGAUCAUGAAAAGCUGUGCUGUCAGUAACUUGAAGAAGGUCUCUCUGGAGCUUGGUGGUAAAUCUCCACUCAUCAUCUUCAGUGACUGUGACAUGGACAAGGCAGUUAGAAUGGGCAUGAGUUCUGUUUACUUCAAUAAGGGAGAGAAUUGCAUCGCUGCAGGCAGAUUGUUUGUAGAGGAAUCCAUACACGACGAGUUUAUUGGGAAAGUGGUUGAGGAGAUCAAGAAGAUGAAGAUUGGAGAUCCUUUGGAUCGUUCCACAGAUCACGGACCUCAGAACCACAAAGCCCACUUGGACAAACUGGUGGAGUACUGUGAAAUCGGUGUGAAGGAAGGGGCGACUCUUGUCUAUGGGGGGAAACAGGUGGACAGAGCAGGCUUUUUUAUGGAGCCCACAGUUUUUACUAAUGUAGAAGAUCACAUGUUCAUCGCCAAAGAAGAAUCAUUUGGUCCUGUUAUGGUGGUAUCCAAAUUCAAGGAAGGUGAUGUGGAUGGAGUUUUAAGCAGGGCCAACAACACAGAGUUCGGUCUGGCCUCUGGGGUCUUCACUCGUGACAUCAACAAGGCCAUGUACGUCAGCGAGAGACUGGAGGCUGGAACCGUGUUCAUCAACACCUACAACAAAACCGACGUGGCUGCUCCAUUCGGAGGAUUUAAACAGUCUGGAUUUGGAAAAGAUCUCGGUGAGGAAGCCCUGCACGAGUACCUGCGAACUAAAGCCAUAACAGUGGAGUACUGAGGGAAACCUGCAGGCAGGACUGCAAGACCCAUGAACAAAGUCCACUGUGGCUGAACUGUCUUGAAGCUGGUUUGAUAAGAAGAUUUCCUGCCAUGACUACACUGACGUGCCUACAUUUUUGAACGACCCUGUUCUGCAACAUACUUUAUAGAGCGGACAGAUAUUGACUUGCCAACCUAUACUGGCUAAAACAUAUUUAAAAUGAAAAAAAAAAGAAACGACAGACCUCCAAGUGUACCGAAAAAAAAAACCGGUCAGCCUCUUAACUUAAGUGAAUUAUGAUGAUCAUUUUCAAAUCCACAUUAGUGUCAGUAAUGUUAUGCUUCAUCCUUACCAGGCAAAUUACCAGCAACAAAAAAUCUGCCAGUUCAAAUGCCAAACUGCUGCAUGGUGGGACCUGAUCCAAUCAUAGCCAAUCACAACAUUUUAAUGUUUUAUAUUCAGCUUUAAAUGUUUUUAUGCAGCUUUAUCACAUCAUGCCUGGUUGGGGCAGUUUUACAAUGUGAAAAGUCGACCUCAUGAUUUUAGUAGCAUUCAAAUUUUAAGCACGUGCACACACACAGUCUUCAAUUCAAGACUUGCGUGUCUCAGUAUUUAAAAGACCUGUCAUAUCACUGCCACUUUACAUAAUCUUUUCUAUACCUUCAAGGAUUUUAAUAUGGGUAACAUUUUCACAUCAACCUUUUAGCAUAACUGUAUAUAUUUAAUUAAAUACGACAGAUGGACUUAUUUUAUAUAUUUAAUUUUGCAUUCCAUGCAGACAAAAGAUGAUUGGUAAUGUUGAAAAGAAAUAAUAUAAACCGACAAUUCCUUUUUGCAAGGAAGUAAUUUAUUUUGUACAAAAAUAUAGGACAGGUUUGAUGGAAAAAUACACUGUGAACCUUUCAAUGUGAAACUAUCAGGUAUUUGCGGAAGGUUUACGGUCGCUUGUGAUGCUUUUGUUAUGCAUUUAACAAAAGGGAAAAUGUUAUUAUCAGUGUUUCAGUCUUCUGUAUAAGCUAACAGUCAUACUGAAUGUGUCAGUUGCCAAAUGUCAUUACAUGCAACAGUAUUACAACUUAUAACACUGAUGAACUGAA
This is a messenger RNA of Paramisgurnus dabryanus, 3979 nucleotides long. Lineage: Eukaryota; Metazoa; Chordata; Actinopteri; Cypriniformes; Cobitidae. The record is from RefSeq and is a predicted model, not a curated record.